This is a messenger RNA of Physeter macrocephalus (sperm whale), 2615 nucleotides long. It is a transcript of the gene FBXL19, whose product is annotated as F-box and leucine rich repeat protein 19. Gene Ontology annotation, molecular function: DNA binding; protein binding; transcription coregulator activity. The transcript is spliced from 11 exons. Gene Ontology annotation, biological process: regulation of transcription by RNA polymerase II; protein demethylation. Lineage: Eukaryota; Metazoa; Chordata; Mammalia; Artiodactyla; Physeteridae. The record is from RefSeq and is a predicted model, not a curated record. The coding region runs from base 367 to 2391 and encodes 674 amino acids.
CCCCCGGACUGAGUGGGGCCCGGGCAGAAUCUGUGCACCCUGCGCCCGAGAAGCCCCCGUUGGCCUGGGGUGGCUGAGGGACUAAGCCCCCCAGAGCAGGACCUCCCCCUGGAAGGGCCGCGCCGCAGCCCGUGGGAGGGCCUCGCCCCCGGCGUCCCCCAUCUCCACUCGCCGCCGUCCCGGCCUCCGCCGGAGGGAGGGGCCGAGCGCCCUCGGGGGGCCGUGGACCCCGGCGUUCUGAGCGUUUCGCGCCCCGUGCCGCCCGGCCCCCCCGCCGCCGAUGGCCGCCGACCCGCCGGGAGCUGCCGAGAAGGGAGAGAUGGCUCCCGGGACACGUGUGAGCCCUCGGCGUUGCUGACGCCCCCAAUGUCGUCGAGCAGCCGGGGGCCGGGGGCCGGAGCGCGCCGACGCCGAACCCGCUGCCGCCGCUGCCGGGCCUGUGUGCGAACUGAGUGCGGGGACUGCCACUUCUGCCGAGACAUGAAGAAGUUUGGGGGGCCCGGGCGCAUGAAGCAGUCGUGCCUGCUCCGGCAGUGCACUGCCCCUGUGCUCCCACACACAGCUGUAUGCCUCUUGUGUGGGGAGGCUGGGAAGGAGGACACAGUGGAGGGAGAGGAAGAGAAAUUUGGUUUGAGCCUCAUGGAGUGUACAAUCUGCAACGAGAUCGUCCACCCUGGCUGCCUGAAGAUGGGGAAGGCUGAGGGUGUCAUCAAUGCAGAGAUCCCCAACUGCUGGGAGUGCCCUCGCUGCACCCAGGAAGGCCGGACCAGCAAGGAUUCAGGUGAGGGACCAGGCCGCCGCAGGGCUGACAACGGCGAGGAGGGCGCCAGCCUGGGGAGUGGAUGGAAGCUGACGGAGGAGCCGCCACUUCCACCACCCCCACCCAGGCGCAAGGGUCCCCUACCUGCUGGGCCCCCCCCAGAGGACGUGCCUGGGCCCCCCAAAAGAAAGGAGAGGGAGGCAGGGAAUGAGCCCCCUACCCCAAGGAAAAAGGUGAAAGGAGGCCGAGAGAGGCACCUGAAGAAGGUGGGUGGAGACGCCUGCCUCCUCCGAGGAUCGGACCCAGGCGGCCCCGGCCUUCUGCCCCCCAGGGUUCUGAAUCCGAGCCAGGCUUUCUCGUCCUGCCACCCUGGGCUCCCUCCCGAGAACUGGGAGAAACCAAAGCCGCCUUUGGCCUCUGCGGAGGGCCCGGCGGUGCCGUCCCCAUCACCCCAGAGGGAGAAGCUAGAGCGUUUCAAGCGGAUGUGCCAGCUGCUGGAGCGGGUGCCUGACACCUCCUCGUCCUCGUCGGACUCCGACUCGGACUCCGACUCGUCAGGCACAUCCCUGAGUGAGGAUGAGGCUCCUGGGGAGGCCCGGAACGGGCGACGGCCAGCACGGGGCAGCUCAGGCGAGAAGGAGAACCGCGGGGGGCGGCGGGCUGUGCGCCCCGGCAGUGGGGGACCCCUCCUCAGCUGGCCCCUGGGCCCCGCCCCCCCGCCCCGGCCCCCACAGCUGGAGCGGCACGUGGUGCGGCCCCCACCUCGAAGCCCCGAGCCCGACACGCUGCCUCUGGCUGCCGGAUCCGACCACCCCCUGCCCCGAGCCGCCUGGCUUCGAGUCUUCCAGCACCUCGGGCCCCGAGAGCUAUGCAUUUGCAUGCGAGUCUGCCGGACUUGGAGCCGCUGGUGCUACGACAAGCGUCUGUGGCCUCGAAUGGACCUGAGCCGGCGGAAGUCACUGACCCCGCCCAUGCUUAGUGGUGUGGUUCGUCGCCAGCCUCGAGCUCUGGACCUCAGCUGGACAGGUGUCUCCAAGAAGCAGCUCAUGUGGCUUCUGAACCGACUGCAAGGCCUGCAGGAGCUGGUGCUCUCUGGCUGCUCCUGGCUCUCCGUCUCCGCCCUGGGUUCAGCCCCACUGCCGGCCCUGCGGCUCCUGGACCUCCGCUGGAUCGAGGAUGUUAAAGACUCCCAGCUCCGAGAGCUGCUGCUGCCUCCGCCAGACACCAAACCAGGGCAAACGGAGAGCCGUGGGCGGCUGCAGGGGGUAGCUGAGCUGCGCCUGGCCGGCCUGGAGCUGACGGAUGCCUCCUUGCGGCUUCUGCUGCGCCACGCACCCCAGCUGAGCGCCCUGGACCUAAGCCACUGCGCCCACGUUGGGGAUCCCAGCGUCCACCUCCUCACGGCCCCCACCUCCCCGCUCCGAGAGACCCUGGUGCACCUCAACCUCGCCGGUUGCCACCGCCUCACGGACCACUGCCUCCCGCUGUUUCGCCGCUGCCCGCGCCUACGCCGCCUAGACCUGCGCUCCUGCCGCCAGCUCUCCCCUGAAGCUUGUGCCCGGCUGGCAGCUGCCGGGCCCCCUGGCCCCUUCCGCUGCCCAGAGGAGAAGCUACUUCUCAAGGACAGCUAGUUGGGUGCCCCCCACCCUCCCCCAGGACUCAUUAGGAGCCUGGACCUCAGGCCUUCAUUUCACCCCUGCCAGGAGGCCAGGUUCCCCACCUCAUGACUAGGGAUUCCUGCCCAGGGACUUGAGCCAGCCUCCCCGCCUCUACCCCCUGCACUGAUAUCUCUGGGGGUCUCUCCUUCCCAUCCCCUCCCCCUUCCACCUGCUUCAUUGUCCAUCCCCUGGGGGGA